AUGGAUGAUGAUGAUGAGUUUUCUAUGCCAGAAGAUAUCCAUUGGCCACUGUUUACUGCUUCAAGCUCAUCUACCAUCGAAAAAGCCCUAACACAUCUCAUACAAGUUGCCAGAGGUGCUGGUGGACGCGCAGACCUUGCUUCCAAGAAUAUCUUAACUACAGUCCUUCAGCUCUGCCGAACUCUCUCCUACACUUCUAAUCGUCACCUUCUUCUUUUGUCUCUAAAACUCCUCAGAAACUUAUGUGCCGGAGAAAUAAGUAAUCAGAACUCAUUUAUUCAACAAAAUGGAGUUCAGAUUGUUUCAGGUAUUUUCAAUUCUGUUGGGCUUGUUUCUGAGUCAGAUUAUGAGAUCGUUAAAACCGGUCUGCAAGUUCUGGGAAAUGUCUCGUUGGCUGGAGAAGACCAUCAGCAUACUGUUUGGCAUCAAUUCUUUCCACUUGAGGUUUCCAAGAUCGCAAGAGUGCGGAGCAGGGAGACCUGUGAUCCUUUGUGUAUGGUUAUUUAUACAUGUUGUGAAGGAAGUCAUGGAUUAUCUGCAGAGUUAGGUACUGAUCAAGGGUUGCAUAUUGUGGCAGAGAUUACAGAGACUGCCUCAGCAGUUGGUUUCCGAGGAGAUUGGUUAAAAUUGCUUAUCUCAAGAAUUUGCCUUGAGAAAUGUCACUUCUCACAACUCUUCUCUAAACUAUGUCUGAUUGGUAAUUCUGGAACUAGUAAUGAUAUCAUGUCCGGAGUUGAUCAUUUUGUACCUGAACUAGCAUUUUUGUUGAGUAUCCUAUCAGAGAUCUUGAAUGAGCGAAUCAGAAAUAUAGCUGUUUCCAAUGCAUUUGCUCUGUAUCUUCUUGGAAUAUUUAGAAGUGCCAUUGGGGGUGUUGAUUUUUCAUCAAAAGGGGAGUCAGGUCUUCCAACAGGAUCUGCUGCUAUUGAUGCUCUUGGAUAUUCCCUCAUCAUUUUAAGAGAUAUCUGUGCAAGUGAUGAUGUUGUUGAUGUGCUUCUAUCCUCAGGACUACUGGAACUUCUUUUAAGCUGCCUCCGGGAACUUGAGCCUCCAGCAAUUAUUAGGAAAACAAUAAAUCUAAGUGAUAACCAAGAGAGAUCAACUCAUUUCUCAUCAGAGGAGAACCACAAAGCAACAUCAUAUUUGCCCAAGUUUUGUCCAUACAAAGGAUUUCGGCAGGACCUUGUUGCCGUCAUUGGCAAUUGUGUGUACCAAAGGAAGCAUGUUCAAGAUGAAAUUAGACAGAGGAAGGCAAUUCUUCUGUUAUUACAACAGUGUGUCACUGAUGAAGAUAAUCCAUUUUUAAGGGAGUGGGGCAUCUGGUCAGUCCGGAAUCUUCUGGAAGGCAAUGUAGAAAACCAACGAGUAGUAAGUGACUUGGAGCUUCAAGGAUCUGUCGAUGUGCCUGAAAUUGUUGGACUUGGUCUUCGCGUUGAGGUGGAUAAAAAAACUGGCUGUGCAAAGCUUGUAAAUGCCUGA
This is a messenger RNA of Ilex paraguariensis (yerba mate), 1476 nucleotides long. The record is from the annotation of a GenBank genome assembly. Lineage: Eukaryota; Viridiplantae; Streptophyta; Magnoliopsida; Aquifoliales; Aquifoliaceae.